UGCUCAAACCCAAAAGAAUAAGAACAAAGAAUCAGGGGCAAAAGUGGAAAUUGAGUCCUGGUGCUCAACCCACAAAACCCUAAUAAAAUUGCAUUCGGAUGUUGUGUGGUUAGGGUUAGGCAUUGACCCAUUGUUACUUUAGAAGUUGGGAGUGGGGAGCAGGGAGCAGCCCGUUGGAGCACAUCCCACAAGCCGCACCGCCGCAGCUGUGCGACUCGCAGAAGCAGAGGCUCAUCCCAUUUGCAGCUGUCAUUGUCUCAGCUCCACCACCUCUGCCCAACAUGAAGUUCAACAUCGCUAAUCCUACCACAGGAUGCCAGAAAAAGCUGGAGAUAGAUGAUGAUCAGAAACUCCGAGCUUUUUUUGACAAGAGGAUCUCACAGGAAGUCAGUGGAGAUGCCCUUGGAGAGGAAUUUAAGGGGUAUGUUUUCAAAAUCAUGGGAGGCUGUGACAAGCAAGGAUUCCCAAUGAAGCAGGGAGUGUUAACACCUGGACGUGUUCGUCUCUUGCUCCACAGAGGAACCCCUUGUUUCCGGGGACAUGGUAGGCGCAAUGGAGAAAGGAGGAGAAAGUCUGUACGAGGGUGCAUUGUCAGUCCAGAUCUCUCUGUUCUGAACUUGGUUAUUGUGAAGAAGGGUGAGAAUGAUCUCCCUGGGUUGACAGACACAGAGAAACCUAGAAUGAGAGGUCCAAAGAGGGCAUCUAAGAUUCGUAAACUCUUUAACCUGUCCAAGGAGGAUGAUGUCCGAAAGUAUGUCAACACAUACCGCCGGUCAUUCACAACCAAAUCUGGGAAGAAGUGCAGUAAAGCUCCCAAAAUACAGAGGUUGGUUACUCCAUUGACUUUGCAAAGGAAGCGGGCAAGGAUUGCAGAGAAGAAGAAGAGAAUCGCAAAGGCAAAGUCUGAAGCAGCGGAUUAUCAGAAACUCCUUGCUAGCAGAUUGAAGGAGCAGAGGGAACGCCGCAGCGAAAGCUUGGCUAAGAGAAGAUCCAAGCUCUCUGCAGCCUCUAAGCCAUCUGUUGCGGCCUAAGCUUAUGCUGACUAGAAAUUGAAAUCUCAUGAAAGACAAUAUCACUGAGUAUUUUAUUUUUGGUGUAUGGUUUUCUUUUGUUUUGUCAUUUUCAUGAUCCUCUUUAGGAAUGCACCUUUUAUUCUACCGCUUGGUGGGGAUUUUAUCAUUUUGCGUGUUGACAAUUGGCUUACCAAUGUUCGGAGAGUUUUUCAUUA
This is a messenger RNA of Malania oleifera, 1228 nucleotides long. RefSeq names its product small ribosomal subunit protein eS6. Gene Ontology annotation, molecular function: structural constituent of ribosome. NCBI's taxonomy places the organism in Eukaryota, Viridiplantae, Streptophyta, Magnoliopsida, Santalales, Ximeniaceae. Gene Ontology annotation, biological process: translation. Bases 282 to 1031 code for a protein of 249 amino acids. The record is from RefSeq and is a predicted model, not a curated record. Gene Ontology annotation, cellular component: ribosome. The transcript is spliced from 7 exons.